CAUUCAAAAUUCGGAUUCCAACACCUACUUACCAUCUAAAACCACAAUGAAACUAGCAUGUGCAAUUUCUAGCACUGCCUCAUCGGCGACGGUCCUUUGCCGCCGCGGCCGCCGCCUCUUCUCCUCUUUUUCCCUUCCCAAAACCCUAAAUUCAUCAUCAUACUGGAGGAAUUGGAUGAGCAACACCGCCGCUACUAACUCUUUACAUCAAAUUUCCUGUUCAAUGUCCACCUCAACCUCCCCAUCACCCUCACCGACGUUAUCGGAACCACCGCCGGAGAAGCCGAAGCCGAAACCUCAGCCUUGGCUUAUUGUUGGCCUCGGUAACCCUGGGAAACGAUACGCUGGCACCCGUCAUAAUGUGGGUUUUGAGAUGAUAGAUACUAUAGCUGAUGCUGAAGGAAUAUCUAUGGGCAGUGUUUCCUUUAAAGCUCAAUUUGGGAAAGGUUUCAUUGGAGAUGUUCCAAUUAUGCUUGCUAAACCUCAAACGUUCAUGAAUGCAAGUGGUGAGUCUGUUGGAGCAAUUGUUUCAUAUUAUAAGAUUCCACUGAAACAAGUUCUUGUGGUUUUUGACGAUUUGGAUUUGCCUUUUGCAAAGUUGCGGUUACUGCCAAAAGGUGGUCAUGGAGGACACAAUGGGAUGAGGAGCAUUAUGAAUCACCUUAAAGGGAGCCGUGAUUUUCCUCGUUUACGAAUAGGCAUUGGGAGGCCUCCGGGGAAAAUGGAUCCCGCAAGUUUUGUUCUUCGCGCAUUCAAUCGACAAGAACGUGAGGAGUUGGACUUCACAUUACAUAAUGGUUUGGAAGCAGUGAGAAUUUUAGUGCUCGAGGGUUUUGACAAAAGUGCCACAUUUGUGAAUAGUGCCAAACCCUUGACAGUUUAGUUUAGGGAAAUUCUUUUUUUCAGAUUUUCGCCAAUUCACGAGAAGGCAGCGGAAGAACCAUUGCUUGUAAGGCUACAGAAAUAUAGUUUGGUUAAACCAGAGUCAUUCUAAUACGAAGCCAUAAAAUCUUGUCAAGACAAUUUUGGUAAUGAUUUUUUGAUAGAGUUUUCUACUUUUCGGGGGUCCCCUUUGCCUUUGUUGUAAUCAUGAUAAGUUUAAACAUUCAUUGUUUUGUUGUAAGGUAUCCAAAUGUGACGUCAAACUGGUCUUGUUUCUUAGUUUUAUAUCCCGGUCGAAAGGGGUUAAAUUCAUUAAUUUCA
Messenger RNA from Nicotiana tabacum (common tobacco), 1203 nucleotides. RefSeq names its product peptidyl-tRNA hydrolase, mitochondrial. Lineage: Eukaryota; Viridiplantae; Streptophyta; Magnoliopsida; Solanales; Solanaceae. The record is from RefSeq and is a predicted model, not a curated record. Gene Ontology annotation, molecular function: peptidyl-tRNA hydrolase activity.